GCUUCAAGGAAAGGGUCGGCACCACGGCUGGACCCCUCUAAGGUUCCUGACUACCCUCGCUAACGCGUCCAGCUAGGCCAACGGCGAGCCGAGUGAUUCCGCCGCUGACAAGCCACCCACCUCUGGCCAACGCGGACUUGUUUCUUUCCCGGGUUUCCCGCAGGAACUGACUGGAAGUGGACCAACCGCAGCCGAGAUUUGUAGUUCUGGCCAACCAGAGGCGAGCGGCGCCGAAUUAACUCUGGAAAGUUCGGGCUCACUGCCACGUUGGGACCCCAAGAGGUACUAGGGUGUCCGGCUGGGUGCGGAAGUGUAUCGGCCACCAUGUCCCUCCCAACCUUUCCGGGCGCCUCCGCUCCACGCGCCAGCUGCUUGGACCUGUGGAGAGAAAGGAACGAUCGACUUGUUCGACGGGCCAGGGAAGUGAUGGCUCAGGAGUGUGGUCUAAGACGACAGCAGUUGAUUCAGGACAUACUGGAGGGGUUCAGGGGGGUCCUCUACAGUCUGCAAGGGCUUCCUGCAGCUGUUCCUCUGCUCCCCUUGGAGUUGACCGUUACCUGUAACUUCAUUAUCCUGAGAGUGAGCCUGACCCAGGGUUUCAAUGAAGACCAGGCUCAGUGUGUCCAACAGGCCUUAAAGAGAGUGCUGGAGACCCAGGAGCAGCUGGGGCCCAGGUUGGACCAGGGGCUCAGGGAGCUAUGGUACUCUGUCCUCCAUGUUUCCUCCCUUCUGCCGGACUUGCUUCCUGCCCUGCAUCUCUUGGCUGGCCUGCAGGCAGCCCAUUGGCUGAGCACUGACCAUCUUGGGGACACAGCCUGGUUGUUGCAGACACUGAAUGGCACUCAGAGCAGAGCCUCUGAAGAUCUGUUGUUGUUUCUGAAAACUUGGAGCCCUCCAGCUCUAGAAUCAGAUGCCUCACUGAUCCUGCAGGAUGCCCAGGGUUUGAGAAAUGUCCUUUUGACAGCAUCUGCCCUCCGCCAAGGCUUGCAGGAGCUGAUCACAGGGAGGCUACCUAAGGCGCUGAGCAGCCUACAGGAAGCAGCCUCAAGUCUGUGUUCCCGGCCUGUGCUGGUCCAGGUGUAUACAGCAUUGGGGAACUGUCUCCGUAGAAUGGGAAAUCCACAGAGAGCACUGCUCUACUUAAUUGCAGCCCUGAAAGAGGGGUCUGCUUGUGGUCUUCCUCUUCUGGAGGCAUCUAGAUUAUACCGUCAAGUGGGGGACACAACAGCAGAGCUGGAGAGUCUGGAGCUGCUGGCUGAGGCCUUGAGUGUCACUUAUAACUCUGAAGCCCCCCAGAUUCUCAUUGAGGUAGAACUGCUACUCCCACGACCUGACCCAGCCUCUCCCCUUCACUGUGGCACACAGAGCCAAGUCAAGCAUCUGCUAGCGAGCCGAUGCCUACAAACAGGAAGGGCAGAAGCAGCUGCAGAGCAUUACUUGGAUCUGCUGGCUCUGUUGUUGGAUGGCUCAGGGUCAAGGUUUUCCCCACCCUCAUGUCCCCCAGGACCCUGCAUGCCAGAGGUGUUCUUGGAGGCUGCGUUAGCACUGAUUGAGGCAGGCCGAGCCCAGGAUGCUCUGACUGUGUGUGAGGAGCUGCUGAGCCGCACAUCAUUUUUGCUUCCUAAGAUGCCCCGGAUGCGGGAAGAUGUCAGAAAAGGAACAAAGGAACUGUCACACUGCCCACUCUGGGUCUCUGCUGCCCAUCUGCUUCAGGGUCAGGCCUGGGUUCAACUGAGGGUCCAAAAAAAGGCAAUCAGUGAAUUUACUAGUUGUCUUGAGCUGCUUUUCAGGACCAUGCCUGAGGACAAAGACCAAGGAGCAGCUUCCAACUGUGAGCAGGGGUGUAGGUCAGGUGCAACACUGCAACAUCUUCGGGCAGCUGCUCUGAUCAGUCGUGGACUGGAAUGGCUAGCCAAUGGCCAGGAUACUAAAGCCCUACAGGACUUCCUCCUGAGUGUACAGAUGUGCCCAGGCCACAGAGAUGCUUCGUUUCACCUGCUUCAGACUCUGAAGAAGCUGAAUCGGAGGGAUGAGGCCAGUGCUAUCUGGUGGAGGCUGAAGGCCCAAAUUCAGCUGCCACAGGAAGAAGCUACCUGGUCUCUCCCACUGUACCUGGAAACAUACUUGAGCUGGAUUCAUCCACCUGACUGUGAAACCCUCCUUGAAGAGUUUCAGACUUCGAUAACAGAACCUUGUUGACCUGUAGUUGCCAUAAGCUGGGACUCAGUGUACCAUCUCUUUGUGGGGAGGGCUUUUUUCUGCCUUGCCCUUGGAGAGUGUGGCUGGAACUAUCUAUUCCUAUCACCUGUACUGGUGAGGUUGGAGAUAGUUCUAUGAAAUUUGGCCCAUUAACUGUCAUUCUGGCUCCAGAGGAAGCAUUGCCUACCACCAAUAAGUCAUUGCCUUUCAUUGUGACACCUUUUUUCCUGUUUUUUUUUUUUUCCUAGUGUUCUUGUCUGCCUGUGACACAUUAUUGAGUAUUGAUUAUCUAAGGUGCCCUCUCUCCCC
Molecule: messenger RNA, 2508 nt
Organism: Octodon degus (degu)
Lineage: Eukaryota; Metazoa; Chordata; Mammalia; Rodentia; Octodontidae
Gene: Fancg
Product: Fanconi anemia complementation group G
Exons: 14
Coding region: 325-2199 (624 amino acids)
Biological process (GO): interstrand cross-link repair
Cellular component (GO): Fanconi anaemia nuclear complex
Molecular function (GO): protein binding
Source: RefSeq, a predicted model, not a curated record